Messenger RNA from Anas platyrhynchos (mallard), 3209 nucleotides. Lineage: Eukaryota; Metazoa; Chordata; Aves; Anseriformes; Anatidae. The record is from RefSeq and is a predicted model, not a curated record.
AUGUUCCGCAGCCUGCUGGUGGCGGCGGCGCAGCGGCCCCCGGCCCCCACCCCCCCUCCCGGCCCCCCCCGGGCUCCGCCGCCCCCGACCCCAAGUCCCGAGGCUCUGGAGGCUCAGUUCAGCUGCCCCAUCUGCCUCGAGGUCUUCCACCGAGCCGUCGGCAUCGCGGGAUGCGGACACACGUUCUGCGGGGAGUGCCUGCAGCCCUGCCUCCAGGUGCCGUCCCCGCUCUGCCCGCUGUGCCGCACGCCGUUCGACCCCAAAAAGGUGGAGAAGGCAUCGGGGGUGGAGAAGCAGCUCUCGUCCUACAAGGCCCCCUGCAGAGGCUGCAGCAAAAAGGUGACCCUGGCCAAAAUGCGCUCUCACGUCUCGUCCUGCGCCAAGGUGCAGGAGCAGAUGGCCAACUGCCCCAAAUUCGUCCCCGUUGUCCCCACGUCCCAGCCCAUCCCCAGCAACAUUCCCAACCGCUCCACCUUCGUGUGCCCGUACUGCGGGGCCCGCAACCUGGACCAGCAGGAGCUGGUGAAGCACUGCAUGGAGAACCACCGCAACGACCCCAACAAAGUGGUGUGCCCGGUGUGCUCGGCCAUGCCCUGGGGGGACCCCAGCUACAAGAGCGCCAAUUUCCUCCAGCACCUCCUCCACAGGCACAAGUUCUCCUACGACACCUUCGUGGACUACAACAUCGACGAGGAGGCGGCACUGCAGGCUGCUCUGGCUCUGUCUCUCUCCGAGAACUGAGGGCUGCCGCGGAGCUUCUCUUCGCUUCGGCCCCCUCCUCACGCCCCUUUUGCACACUCGACCUUCCCGCUGGGGCAGGCACGGGGCUCGUGGCCCCCUGGGACCCACCACCUCUCUUCCCUCUUCUCUCCGGGCUGAUCCCACCUCCGGGAAGAAGGUGGAGACCCCUCGGCCUCACGGCGGGGCGAGCGGAGACGUCGCUGCCGGGAGCAGAGAGGCGGCCGUGCCGAAGGGCUGGGAUCCUUCCUCGUGUCCGUGCCCGGAGCAUACGCACCUGUACCCAGAGCUAUUUAUCAGUAGAUGCUUUUUGGCACCGUUCGUCUUCAUGCUCUUUGUCGCAGUUCGAUAGGCAGGUAAAAAAAAAAAAAAACAAAAAAACGACACCAAACGAGGCGUUUCGUGCAGAAAUGCCCCGGUUCUGAACCACGCCCAGGCCACGGCCCUUUCUGAAAAGGAAGAAGACAGCACGGAGCGGUUUGGGUUUUUUUAUAAACCCUGCGAGGUGUUUCUGGAGCCGUCGGUCUGUCCUGUCCCCCACGCUGCAGACAGGAGGGAGCUGCCUCAUUUUCCUGCAGCCCGGAGCAAGACUCUUGCCCUCGUGUGCCCCGUGAGAGCAGCGGGAUCGGGGCUGUCCCGACAGCCCAGGGGAGCUCCCCAAACUCCCACCCUCCUGGUUUUGUACCGCCUCUUGCCCUUGCGUUUUUCUAUACGAACUGGCAGGCUGCCUUUUCCACGUUUUGUAGAGCGGGAGCAGGAGCUCUUUACUCUUUACGCUGCAAUAUCCGUCGCCGGGGACGAGAGUAUUUUUAUGGAACGUUAUUAAGAAAGUCUAUUUUUUAAGAAAAAAAAAAAAAAAAAGACUAAAAACGAAAACCAAACGCUCUGUGGAUUGGGAACCGGGUGGGAGGGAGGAGCUGGACCACGGCGAGCGUGCACAUUUCCUCCUCCAUCACCUCCGGGCUGUCCCCUUCUGCGCUCAGCUUCCCUGCUGGAGGUGUCAGCGCCUCGUCGCUCAGCCCCACGGCUCCUAGAUGGGAAGAGGAGCGGGCAGCAGCGUGCUGGGAGCUGCCUGGUGGAGGACCAGCUCUCCUCUUUGGGUUCUCCGAGAGCUUCUUGCAUGGCUGUGGUCCCCGAGCUGCUACCUCCUGGCUGGGCUCUGCGGGAUCUCGCCGUGCUCGGCGGCUGGAGCAGCUUCUCCGAGCUGGCUCCUGGCACUGCUCCGGGCUCUGAGUGCUGGCGCAAGGCUGGGGGCUGGAUUUCCUUCCUCUCUCUGUGCCCGCUGAUCUCUCAGACGCUUGUAAUUAAACAUGAAACGCUGCUGGAGAGCCAGGACCAAGGGGUUCGUCCCGCUGGGCUCACACAAACUGCUGGGAAUCGCCCGAGUUGGAUUUUUUUUUCCUCCAAAAUUGCAGCGCUGCUGGAAGCCCGUGGCCACAGAGAUGGAGCGUGGCAGGAAAGGAUUUCACCCAGCAGCUUCCAGCCCCUGCAGCAGCAGCACAAACCCUUGCAGGCAGGGCUGCUCUGAGGGAUGCGCCGUGGUGUCCCCGUGCCAAACGUGGCAGUCCCCGUGCGGUGCCCAGGCACCCUGCUGCCCUUUUGGGGUGGCACCGAGGGGACCGAGGCUCACGGGGACUUGCCCAUAAGGCUGGGCAGUGCUCAGGAGGGCAGCAGCCCCCCACCCCGUGCGCUGAAGGGAUGCUUCAGGGACCCCAAGGUGCCCGUUUGGGGCUGUGCCCCCGUGUCCUAAAGGUCGGGGUGCUGCUGCUGCUGUGCCCUGGGGCUGUGGGGUGCCCGUGCCGUUGGGGUACCCUGGGUUCUGCUGUCCCCAUCCCUGCUCAAAGCAUCCCUUUGUGGUUUAUCCGAGUCCUGGCUCCCUCCAGCUCUGCUCUAGCAAUACUGGCUUUUUCCUACAAGUAGUACCGAGUGUUUUGGGGUCCGUGGGGUCCCUUUGGGGCAGGCACGGACAGCGUCUGUUCCCCUGGCAGAGGGCAGGGAGGAACGGGGGCUUCCCUUCCCAGCACCUGCCCAGCCUGGGGGCUUCCCCUGCUCCCAGUGGGACGGAGCAGGGGGAUCUGGAAGGGACCCAGCUGCAUUUCCCCGUCCCCUUUUUUUGGCUGGGACUCUCAGGUUAGAGGGCUCUGGCCCGUGCCGCUCUGGAGGAUCUGGGGCAGCACCGUGACCGCCUCCAUCUCCCUCCUCCUCUUCCUUUUUGCCCCAAAAAUGUCAGAGCAGGGGCAGCAGCGGCUGCUUUCCUAAAGCACUUUAAGGCCGUGCAGGCAGCUCCUGCCUCUCGCCCCCUUGGCAUGGGGUCGGGUCCGGCCGUGCUCACAGUGCUCCCCCCGACUUUUUGCAUCAGGAUUAGGACUUUUACUGGGACACACCGUUUUGUUUUUUUUUUUUGAAGAAGAAAAAUAAUUGACGAUGUAUUUGUAGCAAGCCAUUUUUCUCAAUAAAGGCAGUUUCAUCCA